CCGGCGCCGUCCGGAGCCUUAGAAACCGGCCCCGGAUCGGGAGCCGGAGCCGGGGCCGGGCGGGCGGCUGAGGCCCGAGCGGCGGGAGCGCAGCGCGGAGCGCGAAGCCGGGUAUCCGGUCGCGAGAAACCGCUGCCGCUGCCGCCCGCCUGGCCCCGCAGCCCCGGGCAGUCCAUGGGGCGGGCGCGGCGUCGUUGCGGGCGUGUGCAGCCCUGGGGGGCAGCCGCUUAGGCGCUGUGCUCUUGUCCCCGCAGGUCGCAGCCAGGGCGGCCGGGCGCGUCCAGCCCCGGCCCCGGCCCCUGGAGCGCCCGCCGCGGUCCCCGCCUCCAUGGACGCCUUCAAGGGGGGCAUGAGCCUGGAGCGGCUGCCGGAGGGACUCCGGCCGCCGCCGCCGCCGCACGACAUGGGGCCUGCCUUCCACCUGGCGCGCGCCGCCGACCCCCGCGAGCCGCUCGAGAACUCUGCCAGCGAGUCGUCCGACACGGAGCUGCCAGAGAAGGAGCGCAGCGGGGAAGUCAAGGGGCCGGAGGACAGCGGUGCAGGAGGCGCAGGCUGCGGUGGUGCGGAAGACCCGGCCAAGAAAAAGAAGCAGCGGCGGCAGCGCACGCACUUCACAAGCCAGCAGUUGCAAGAGCUGGAGGCCACGUUCCAGAGGAACCGCUACCCCGACAUGAGCAUGCGGGAGGAGAUCGCUGUGUGGACCAACCUCACCGAGCCUCGUGUGAGGGUCUGGUUCAAGAACCGGCGAGCCAAGUGGCGGAAGCGCGAGCGUAACCAGCAGCUGGACCUGUGUAAGGGCGGCUACGUGCCGCAGUUCAGCGGCCUGGUGCAGCCCUACGAGGACGUGUACGCCGCCGGCUACUCCUACAACAACUGGGCCGCCAAGAGCCUGGCGCCAGCGCCGCUCUCCACCAAGAGCUUCACUUUCUUCAACUCCAUGAGCCCGCUGUCGUCGCAGUCCAUGUUCUCGGCGCCCAGCUCCAUCUCCUCCAUGACCAUGCCGUCGAGCAUGGGCCCGGCCGCCGUGCCCGGCAUGCCCAACUCGGGCCUCAACAACAUCAACAACCUCACCGGCUCCUCGCUUAACUCGGCCAUGUCACCGGGCGCCUGCCCGUACGGCACGCCCGCCUCGCCCUACAGCGUCUACCGGGACACGUGCAACUCGAGCCUGGCCAGCCUGCGGCUCAAGUCCAAGCAGCACUCGUCGUUCGGCUACGGCGGGCUGCAGGGCCCGGCCUCGGGCCUCAAUGCGUGCCAGUACAACAGCUGACCGCCCCCGCCAGGCCCCGCGGGCCCGCGGCCGGCACGGCGCCGGGGCGGGGGCGGCGCGGAGGACCUCGCCACGCCGCGGCCCCCGCGCCCGCGCAGCCCCCUCCUCCCCACCUCCCCACCUCCGGGCUGGUUGUGUGUUUGCUUUUCUGGACCCCACUCUGCCCUCCCAAACGAGACGAAACAAAACAAAAAGACGUCGGAGAAAAGUGCUGCGAAAAAAAAAAAACGGAUGAGUUGCAAUUUCCCUCGGGAUGGCGCGGGUGGUGUGUGUUGGCUCCCUCGGGCCCCGGCGGGCCGUUGCGCGGAGGGGACGCGGCGCGGGAGGCGGGCGGUCCGGAGAGGACGCCCUCGUAGCCCGCGUUCCCGCCGCGCUGGACCCGGAAUGAGUGGCCGCGCCUGCGGACUGGACGUGCGGAGCCCGGGCAGGCUGGCCCCGGCCCCGUACGAACCGAGGUGCCCCCUCCAAGCUGACCCCGGCCGAGCGUACCUUAGCUCGAUUCGGAUCCGAGUUGGAGCGGCCGUUGGGUCGGGGAUGACGGUGCCCAGCCUGGGAUCGGGGACUCGCUGUGGAGCCGCACGCGGCCGCGGCGCGCCCGGAAGAGCCGUCGGCCGCCCAGAGCCCCGGAGUCCUCUUUUAAGGCUAAGGAGACGCAGCUGGUGGUGCGGACGUGGCAGGAGAACGGGGUGGGCUCGUCUCCCGAGCACCCGGCCUCCGAGCUUCGCCGCAGGCCCAGGUCCUCCGCUCCGCUCCCAGGCUAGGAGGUGGCCCCCUUGGCCCGGCGAAGAGCCCCCUCCUCACCGCCCGCCGUGCAAGAGUCGAGCCGGGAGAGCUCGGGGCGCGGCCAGGGUCCCCGCGCCGCGCCCACUUUGCACACCCGCUCUCCGGCCCGCGCCCCUGUUUACAGCGUCCCUGUGUAUGUCGGACUGACUGUAUAGAAUUAUAAAUCUGUCUAUAUCGACUUGUCCAUGUACGUCUAUUAAAACCAUAGUACAAGCGUGCUAACCA
Molecule: messenger RNA, 2278 nt
Organism: Felis catus (domestic cat)
Lineage: Eukaryota; Metazoa; Chordata; Mammalia; Carnivora; Felidae
Gene: PITX1
Product: paired like homeodomain 1
Exons: 3
Coding region: 329-1270 (313 amino acids)
Biological process (GO): anatomical structure morphogenesis; regulation of transcription by RNA polymerase II
Cellular component (GO): nucleus
Molecular function (GO): DNA-binding transcription factor activity, RNA polymerase II-specific; RNA polymerase II cis-regulatory region sequence-specific DNA binding
Source: RefSeq, a predicted model, not a curated record